Messenger RNA from Pedinophyceae sp. YPF-701, 3996 nucleotides. The record is from the annotation of a GenBank genome assembly. NCBI's taxonomy places the organism in Eukaryota, Viridiplantae, Chlorophyta, Pedinophyceae.
AUGGAGUUCAACCUGCCGCGGAGCGCGUUCAACGGCCCGGGCGGCGAGAGCGGCCUGCUGCUGCUGCAGGCUCUGCAAAGUCUGCCCAGCUUCUCGUCGUCUGACACGUCUGUCCAGCUGCUGGCGUUUGUGGGGGUGUUCACCCCGGUCGGGCGCCGCCGGGCCGAGGCACUGGAGCUGUCCGAGGCGGCGACCGACCUCGCCGGCGGUCACGGCCGGCAGCUGCAGCAGGUCUCGAUCGAGACGGGCAGCUCCGCCGUGAUCGGGGUGACGGGCGGCGCUGUGCGGCAGGGCUCACAGGCCUUCCUGGCGUCCCUGCUGACGGCCAUCAACAGCGGGCAGCUGGCACAAGCGCUUGCGGCCCGCGGCGUGCCGGGGGCGAGCAUCUUCGUGCGGUCCUCGGGCGUGGCGAGCUCUGCGGCGGCAGUGGUGCUGCCGCAAGCCCCCGAGGUGACGCAGAGGGAGGCUGUGCCGGACCUAGCGGCGGGGACGUUCAAGGCGGCGCUGGUGCCGUCGUCGGGCACGCAGACGGUGUACGACGCCGGCACGGGGGCCGUGAGGCAGCUGCCGUUGUUGGUCAACCAGGCCAAGUGGGUGCUGGGGUCCGAGGCGUUCGAGGUGAAGAUCUUCAGCGCCGUCGGCACGGGGGGCACCGUGACGACCGCGGCGACGGCGGUGCAGGCCGGCCUCGUCACGUCCGGGUGCUCCGUGACGGCCGUCACGGUGGACAGCGUCGGCGCGUUCGUUGUGCGCGUCGCCGUGGACCCGGCGCUGGGCGCGAGCGGGCCGGAGACGGCGAGGCUGUCGGCACCAGCGGGUCUGAUCAGCGCCACGUCCGCGGAGGGCACGCCGCUGCGCUCCGACGCCAUCGCGGGCGUGGAGGUGGUCGCCAAGCGCACGCGGCCGACGGUGGCGGUGACGCGGCUGAAGCCGUUUUUCUACGCCGGCGUGGACGACUUUGUGGAGGUGCGCUUCACGUUCCCGGGCGGGUUCGCCGUCUCGCCGGAGGGCGGCUGGGAGUCGAAGCUGGUCCUGACCAACGCCAACAGGGCGCAGGUGAUCUGGAGCCUGUCGUCGCAGCUGCUGGUGGUGCGCGUGACCGCCGUGACGACGGGCGUGGUGCGGGUCGCGGUUCCGGCGGAGUCCUUCUCGGACGUGUUCGGGAACACGAACCCGCAAGGUGCCGUUGCGGAGACCACGUGGAGGCAGAAGACGGUGUCGAAGGAGGAGUCUGAGCAGGCGUUCACGGCGAUCGCGACGACGACGGUGGCCGUGGGCGUGACGGCGACGGUGGGCGGCGUCGCGGCCACGUCGGCGGCGUCGGCGGUCAGUGGGACGGUGGCCACGCAGGUGGCCGGCAUGGCCGCUGCGCAGGGCGCCUCGGCGGCCGCGGGGGGCGCUGCGGGCGGCGCGGGCGGCGCGGUGGGUGGCGGCGGAGGCGCGGGGAGCAGCGGGGCGGGCGUGGGGAGCGCCGGGGCGGUCAUUAUGUUCAGCGCAAUGGGCAUGAUGAACAAGUUCCAGAACCCGGAGUCAGAGUCCAUCCCGCCGAUGGUGGAGGGGUUCACGGCAGCGGUGGAGUUCAUAGACUUCCAGCCGAUCGACAUCCUCGGCGCGGAGGACAAGCGCAAGGAGGCGGAGAACCCGGAGCUGGACGACCCCACGGCGACGGUGGAGACGACGGGCGGGGCGUCGGCGCGGCGGGCGCUGUCGGUGCAGCUGGGCACGGCCGUGGCGUACGGCAGCACGGCGCGGUCGCACGCGCUGCGGCUGCGCGCGUCCUCGCACCUGGCGCGGAAGCUGCGCCGCGAGCCGCACGGGCCGCACGCCGCCGAGGUGGCGGCGGUGUGCGAGUUCUACCCCGCAGACGCGAUGGCGCGGCUGGACCCGACGGGACGGCUGUGCGAGGUUGCGGCCAAGGGCCGGGGGGGUGGCGCGCGGCAGGGGUGGAUUGGGCACGCGCGUGACGGCCUGGGGCAAAUCGUGCGCUCGACCACGGGGGCGCUCGCGAAGCUGCCUGCGCGCUGCGCCGGCGGCAUGCGCGACGCGUCGAGCGCGCACGGCGCCGCCUGCGCUGCUGCGACGGCGGUUGCGUCCGCGCUGGGCCAUGACGCCAACGCAGCGGCGACGGCCCUGCGCUGGAACGGCAUCGGGCGCGGGCUGGCGCAGGCACAGGGGAACGUUGCCGGGACGCUGACGGGGACGAACAUCACGGCCGGCGCAGGUCUGUUGGACUCGACGUCGGCGUCGGACUCGAGCAUCGAGUGGAUGUGGCUGACGGUGGGGCAGAAACUGAUCUGGCUGGCGAUCGCGGUGGGGGCGAUCACGUUUCUGCAGGUCUUCUUCCUGGUGCUCGCGUGGUCGGUGAAGAAGUACCGCAAGAAGCGCUUCCCGCGGCCCGCCCCGCUGCUGUUUCCACGCCUGCAGAUCUACCUGAUCUACUUCUGGGUGCCCGCGCUCGGGGAGACGAUCGGGUCGCUGAUCAGCUCGGGGGACCCGGGCGGCGUGGCGGUGGCGGUGCUCUUCAUCCUCUUCGUGCCGCUGCCGAUGACGCUGUUUAUGAUCUGGAUGGUGUUUUGCACCCAGACCUCCCUGGAGUCCCCCAACCGCGGCGUGUACUACGAGGUCGACGAGCAGGAGGCCGACGCCGCGGCGAAGCGGAAGCUCGGGCCGUGGCAGGGCUUCGGCAUCGGCCGGCGCGUGAUCGAGGGCGAGUGGAAGGCCAACUCGCAAUUCACGUGGAUGGUCUUCCGCAGGUUCGGGAUGCCGUUUGAGGACUACUUCGGCCCGAUGGUGGUCCGGCGGCACUGCACGUGGGAGCUGGACCCGAUCGUCAAGCGGUACCAGCGCGGUUACCUCGAGGAGUACCUCCCGCGGCACUGGUCGGUGCUGCCGCGGUGGAUGGUGCGCUUCCUGGUGCACAUCACGUCGUUCAACGGACCGAUCAGGCUGAUUAUUAUAUUUUUCAUCGCGCUGGUGUCGGCGGUGACCUCGGGCGACGAGGGGCAGGGCGCCGUCAUCGGGCUGUGCAGCCUGUUCAUCUUCAACGUAAUCCUGCUGCUGGUGUUCCAGCCGUACGCGGCCAUCCAGGACCAGCUGGUGGACGCGAUCUCCGCGGUGUUCGAGGCGACGGCGGUGACGCUGCUCCUGUCCAUCAUCCUCGUGGGCAAGACGGUCGACGACGCAGAGGAGAGGGCAGAAGCAACAGAGAACCUCGGGCUGGCGAUGAUGGUCUUCAUGGGGCUGGUGGUCAUGGCGUCGAUGGUCGCGCAGGCCCGUGACGCAAUCUGGGCGGUGAUCGACACGGUGGAUGCGAUGAAGGAGGCGUACAAGAAGAAGGACGAGCUGACGGACAUCGAGCAGGCGGCGCUCAAGGCCAUCAAGUCGUCCGACAUCACGGUGAAGAAGUACGCAAACCGUUGGGUGUACAAGGUGCACAAGAAGCCGAUCAGGAACUGGCCGGUGCUGCACGAGGUCACCGCGGCGGAGCGCGCGUACAUGCUGUACAAGGUCGCCCUCCUGCGCGCCAGCGACCCGCGGUACCAGAACGUGGACCAGCAGAAGCUGUUUGUCAAGCUGUGGCGCAACGCCUACCUCGGGGAGAGCAUCGGGAAGCUGUCCUUCCGCAGCCUGUACGAGCACCUGCGGAACAAGAUCCUCAAGAGGAGCUUGCCGGAGCCGACGUUCGAGGAGGCGGCCGGAAAGGCACAGGAGGGCGCGCUGGGUCGGUCGGAUCAGGCCCUGAUCUCCCGCGCGCAGGCGGAGAUGAUUUUCCGUCAGCUGCAGGCUGUGCGGCAGAGCACCGACUUCCGACGCGUGAGGCGACAGUCGUUUGGAGAAGACUCCUCGGAGGAAGGCGGGGGGGAGGGGGGUGGGGAGGCGCAGGAGGAGUCGACGCUGCACACGGCCACGGAAGCGGGAGCCUCGGAGGCGAGGGUGUCGGGGCUGCAGGCGCAGGUCAACCAGGGGAUCGGGUGGGCAGAUUCAGGGCACCCAUGA